UUUUCAUAGUUACACCUAAUCAACUCCAGCCCCAGAUAGAUAUAUUUUUUGCAAACACAAAAUUUGAAAGUUGCCCAAAUCGGAAACGAUGAUCUAUACAAACUUGGUGCGCCUGCUCUCCCUAUUGGUGGGCUGUCUUUAUCCAUCGUAUUCAUCCUACAAGAUCCUGAAUAGCCAGAAGCGCAGAGAUGAGGACCUUUACAUGUGGAUGUCGUACUGGAUCGUCUACGGGAUCUUUGUGCUCUUUGAUUUUCUGACCGCGGCUCUGGUGGCAAUCAUUCCGUUUCUAAACGAGGUCAAACUGCUUUUUCUUUUCUGGCUGUUACCCAACGUGGGCGGCGGAAAUCAGGUGAUCUACGAGGAGUUUCUUCGAUCCUUCUUCAGCAGCCACGAGCUUUCUAUCGACCAGGUUCUGAUCCAUGCCACCUUGACAGGCGGUAAUUUAGUGGGUCAACUGAUCAGCUCUAUUCUUGGCCACCUCAUGGCAGUGGCGGAUAGCUACCUUCUUUCGCGGGGACAUCGUCCAGCCCUUCAGAUUACGCCCAGCAUGGAGGACAUAGUCAACGAUGUUAUUGCCAAAAGACAGUUAAAGGAAAAAAGAAAGCAGAUGGAAAACCUAUCCGACACCAUCGAUGAGGUCCUUAGCGAUAAUCCUAUUAGAAAAAGCACUCUGUCAAGUUUGGAUUUACUCAACGAAUCCGAAUCCGGUUUCUUGGUUGCAAAAGAUCAUGGAUUUACAACUAAGGAAAAACCCGAAACCCCGCCGAAGCCAAUGCGGCAGUUAAUACCAUCCAACAAGGAAAUCCCCAAGCUGGAUGAAAAUCAGGAGCAGAAUCUUAAAUAAUACAGUUUUUGGAAGCCUACAUUUUUACUCAGUUACUCUUACAACAAACCAUACAGCAUUAUCAUUCUAAAAUAUCUUUGUCCUAAUCAGUUCUAAUCAAUAAAUUAAAACGUAAAUCAA
This is a messenger RNA of Drosophila ficusphila, 964 nucleotides long. RefSeq lists its product as uncharacterized. The coding region runs from base 89 to 844 and encodes 251 amino acids. The record is from RefSeq and is a predicted model, not a curated record. The transcript has a single exon. NCBI's taxonomy places the organism in Eukaryota, Metazoa, Arthropoda, Insecta, Diptera, Drosophilidae.